AUGGCUCAUGCUCCUCUCCUCAGAAACAACACCGCUCCCGUAUUCCAGAACCAGAACGGAAUUGGUGGUCUACCCAAUACCAUGAGUAAUGCGCCCCGCGCCAGCCAGCUUUCCGGCUCGACAGCGUUCACAUCGGCCGGUUCAAUCAACUCGUUUGCGAGCACCUCGACCAUAACCCCCGCGCCGAAUGGCGGUCCUGUUAUCGCGACGGCGAACAUCAUCAACCAAAAGGCCGAUGCUUCCCGAUCCCUUUACCAGAUUUGCAUGUCGUUGAAGCAGCGUUUAGCACAAGUCCCAGGCUUCGACCCCUACCUGCAAGAGUUGGACCCAACCGACCCCGUCGAGUCACUGUGGAGCCUUUUCCGCACCGGCUACCCGUUCUUGGAUAUCUACAAUGCCCUGCAGCCCGAAAAGCCCCUCGAAAUCGACGGUCCGAACGCUGCGGCGUCAGAGAGCAAGAAGUCCAAGAUCGCCAUUUUCAAGUUUAUCCAGGCAUGUCUCAAAGAGCUCGGCAUCCCGUCCGCCGAAUGCUUCGUCAUCAGCGACGUCCUCGGAAACGACACGACUGGAUUUGUCAAGACAACCCAAGUGGUCAACCUUGUUCUCGAUCUCGCCGAACAAAGAGGACUACUGCUACAGUUACAGCCUUAUCCCGAAGAUGACAUGCCCAAGGAGCCCGGCUCCAAGUUGAGCUACAGAGACCACAUUAUUAAGGAACUGGUUGACACAGAGCGCAAGUAUGUGCAAGACUUGGAGAACCUUUACGAUUUGAAGAGCAGCUUGGAGACGAAGGGUAUCAUUACUGGCGACACGAUCCAUCAGAUUUUCCUCAACAUCAACGCUAUUCUCGACUUCCAGCGUAGAUUCCUCAUUCGAGUUGAAACGACAAAUUCCAUGCCGCAAACCGUUCAGCAAUGGGGUGCUCCCUUCGUCACAUACGAGGAGUCCUUUGACAUUUACCGACCGUUCAUCGCCAACCAACGAAAGGCUGCCCAGGUCGCCGGUCAGGUGUUUGACCAGAUCAAAGCUUCUGGACACCCGGUCGCAGCCGACUUCAACACCCUAGAUGGCUUCUUGCUCAAGCCAAUGCAGCGUCUGGUGAAGUAUCCUCUUCUGCUGAAGGACUUGUUGAAGAAGAGUGAAGACGAGUCGAUUAAGGCCGACCUGGCGGGAGGUAUUGAGGCGGCUGAAAGAGUGCUCUCUCGGGCCAACGAAGAGGUUAAUCGCGAUCUUCUGGACGAAGCCCUCGACGAUCUCCGAAACCGCGUGGAUGACUGGAAGAACCACCGCGUAGAACAAUUCGGUAGGUUGCUAAUGCACGGCGUCUACACAGUCGUCACUGGAAAGAGCGAGCAAGAGAAAGACUACGAGAUUUACCUGUUCGAGUGCAUCUUGCUCUGCUGUAAGGAAAUCUCGGCCAACAAGAGCAAGGACAAGAAGGACAAGACGCGGUCGACUGGACCCAAGAUCAGGAACAAGAACGCAAGAUUGCAACUCAAGGGUCGGAUUUUCAUGACGAAUGUUACCGACGUCGUCUCUCUGUCCAAGCCUGGAUCGUACAGCGUUCAGAUUUGGUGGAAGGGCGACCCCGGCGUCGAGAACUUUAUGAUCAAGUACACAAACGAGGAACAGAUGAAGAAAUGGGCCAACGCCCUCGAGUUGCAGCGGAAGGACAACGCACCGAAGGCAUCGACGAGCCCUGAUUCAGCCGCACCCGAUUUCGCCUGGACUCGCGAGCAUGGCGGCAAGCUCGAGAACCCGUAUCUCAACCAGCAAGACGAUGACGACGAGGACGAGAUGUGGCCACCUGCGUCCGCGCCAGCCCAGUUCCCGAUGCCGACACAGUCUACCGGAGGCACCAUGCUCCCUCGAAACGCGUCUAGCACCAGCCUUCGGCAACGUGCUGCUACGGGCGAGAGCCUUGCCGGCAUGGUGAGGGCGCCACCACCCCGAUUUCCGCUCCCGCAACCUCCCGCGCCCUUGAAUGUGCAAACACAGAUGCCUCCCCCAGGCGCAUCAUCCCCGGGAGCCCGUGGCGGCGAUUCAUACUUCUCGCCCGUGGCCGAAUCGCCAGUGUCAUCGCGUACGAGCACCGCGAGUGGCAUGUUCCCUAACCCUAACUACCAGUUCCCCAAGUCUCUGACGCCCCAGCCUGGAUGGGAAGAUCCCAACCAGAGAUACACUGCGCCGGCUAUGCCUCGCGCGCCGUCCAGAGAUGGCGCUCCCCAGAGAAACCCGCGUGGACCUUCUCUACCUGCUAUGGCAUCUAACAGCCAGAGCGCCGCUCAACAGCAGCGCAGCAGGUCGUACAGCACACCCGACAUCAACGGCCCAGGUGGCAUUCGCCGCACGCAAGGAGGCACGCCAGUUCCUACGGUGCCCAGUAUCCCAGCACACCUGCAUCCUGCUCAUGAUAACAACAUUCCCCGAUCUCAGACCGGCUCCCCCAGAAUGAACGACCUCCCCAUGCGCGCAAACACGCAGAGCCCUGGUGCGCAGCGAGAGCGCCAAUAUGGCCACCAGCAGUCUGGAAGUUACGGCGGCAGCAUGUCACAGUUCCCCGCACAACCGAUUUACCCCCGCCAGGGAACACCCAACUCUAUUGCGCAUGACCGGCAGCUCAGCAUCGACGCUGCUGCAUCAAUGAAUGCCGUGCUGUCUCCUCCACUUGGCACCGGUGUUAGCGCAACUCAGUCGAACCCGCUUGCCAGCCCGGACCUCCCGAUUCCUACCCAGCUCAAGGUCAAGGUGAACUUUGUCGACAGCGGAAACUACGUUACCCUGGUCGUUGCCUUCAAUAUUACCUACCAGUCACUGAUUGACCGAAUCGACGCCAAGUUGGCACGGUUCACGAACAGCAGCAUCAGCAAGGGAAUGCUCAAGCUGCGUUACCAGGACGAGGACGGUGAUUUCGUCACCAUCGCCAGUGACGAUGAUAUCCAGAUCGCCUUUAUCGAAUGGCGUGAAGGUGGAGUUGGCGAGAUCGAACUCUUCUGCGUUGGAGACACGGCCUAA
Messenger RNA from Colletotrichum chrysophilum, 3015 nucleotides. RefSeq lists its product as uncharacterized. The record is from RefSeq and is a predicted model, not a curated record. Gene Ontology annotation, biological process: septin ring organization; establishment of cell polarity; intracellular signal transduction. The coding region runs from base 1 to 3015 and encodes 1004 amino acids. The transcript has 3 exons. Lineage: Eukaryota; Fungi; Ascomycota; Sordariomycetes; Glomerellales; Glomerellaceae. Gene Ontology annotation, molecular function: guanyl-nucleotide exchange factor activity; protein binding. Gene Ontology annotation, cellular component: cytoplasm; division septum; nucleus.